Messenger RNA from Stomoxys calcitrans (stable fly), 911 nucleotides. Its product is annotated as serine protease 1. The coding region runs from base 57 to 875 and encodes 272 amino acids. NCBI's taxonomy places the organism in Eukaryota, Metazoa, Arthropoda, Insecta, Diptera, Muscidae. The transcript is spliced from 2 exons. Gene Ontology annotation, molecular function: serine-type endopeptidase activity. The record is from RefSeq and is a predicted model, not a curated record. Gene Ontology annotation, biological process: proteolysis.
AUAUAAAAGAGAGCCUACGUUUCAGAAACGACAUCAGUGAUUUCAUCGAUAUCAUAAUGAAAGUAUUUCUGGUUCUCGCCCUGGCUUUGGCCUAUGCCUCAGCUGCUGCUGUUUACGAUACUCCUGUCGUGCCCCGCGACUUGAUUGUCGAGGAUGCCCCCGAAGGUCGCAUCACCAAUGGCCAACAGGCUGCCUCUGGCCAAUUCCCCUACCAAGUCGGUUUGUCCUUGAAGAGAAGCACUGGCUCAUUCUGGUGUGGAGGUUCCUUGAUUGGCAACACCUGGGUUUUGACUGCUGCUCACUGCACUGAUGGUGUAACUUCCGCCACCGUCUACUUGGGCUCCACCACUCGUACCGUUGCCAGCGUCACCCACACCGUCUCCUCCAGUGCCAUUCAUCAACAUACCGGAUACAAGGCCAGCACUUUGGCCAAUGAUAUCUCAUUGAUCAAAAUCCCCUCCACUGCCUACACCAGUCUGAUCAAGGCCAUCAGAUUGCCCGCUGUGUCCUCUUCAUACUCGACUUAUGCUGGAAACUACGCCAUUGCUUCCGGUUGGGGUCGUACCUCCGAUACCGGCUCUGUUGCCACCUACUUGAACUAUGCCCGUCUCCAAGUCAUCACCAACUCUGUUUGCGCAUAUACUUAUGGCUCCACUGUUAUUACCGGCAACACCAUUUGCGUUUCAACUCCCAGCGGCAAAUCCACCUGCCAAGGUGACUCUGGUGGCCCAUUGGCUUUGGAAAAUGCUGACCGCUUGAUUGGUGUUACCUCCUUCGUUUCCUCUGCCGGUUGCGCCUCUGGUGCCCCUGCUGGCUUUGUUCGCGUUACCAGCUACUUGGACUGGAUUAAGUCUAAGACUGGCAUUUCCUAUUAAAUUGAUUCUGUGCCUUGAAUAAAUUAUUCGAAUUUU